AUGACAUACGAACUUUCUGAAAUUCCAUGCAUAUUGUUAAAAUCAAAUCAAUAUUGCUAUCAAGUUAAACAUCAUAUUAUUAGAACGUAUGGCUUUACAAAAGAUCCUAAAUUUGGUGAUUAUAUCUUAGUUAUGCAAUAUGCAUCAGAAGGAGAUUUACAUAAUAUUUUACGAAAGAAAUUUACAGAAAUUACAUGGGAUAAACAAAAAUUAGCUAUUUUAUGGCAAAUUUCAGAAGGACUUGAAACUAUUCAUAAAUCAGAAUUUAUACAUCGAGAUUUUCAUAGUGGAAACAUAUUAUCCAAUUUAUCAAAUGGAAAAAGACAUCAAUGGCAAAUUGGAGAUCUAGGAUUAUCACAAUCUGUAAAUAAUGCACAAUCAAACAACGAAAUAUAUGGAGUGAUACCAUAUGUUGCACCAGAAAUAUUUAAAGGUUCUGCAUUUUCUAAAGAAUCUGAUAUUUAUUGCAUGGGUAUGAUUAUGUGGGAACUUACGACGGGUUGUAAACCUUUUUCUAAUGUUGGGCAUGAUAUUAAUCUGAUUUAUAAAAUUCUUGAUGGAGACCGUCCUGAAAUUACAGAAGAUACGCCUGAAUGUUACGCAGAAUUAAUGAAAAGAUGUUGGCAUUCUGAUCCCACAAAAAGACCACUUAUAACGGAAAUUCGUAAAACUUUUGGUCAAUGGUUUUUUACAAAUAAAAGUAUAGGAAUAUUCAAACAAGCUGAAACAAAAAGAAAAGAGUUAAUAAAAUCGAAGAAACUUGGUCCUGAGUUUAAUGGAAAAACUCAUCCAAGUGCUAUAUAUACAAGCAGAUCAUUAAGACCUUUUAUUUCCAGUUGUUCAUCAAUUUUUUCAAAAGAUUAUAAUUCGAUAGAACUAGAGCUUGACAUAGAUAUUAAAAGCUCAAACAUACUCGGAACAAAGCGGAAUAUUGAAGAAUUAGAAAUCAAUUCUUAUGGAAAUAGUGGAAAGCACAUUAAAAAUUAAAUCCACUUAAUAAAAGGUUUCUCUCACAGACCGUUAAGUGUAAACGAUAAUGAUGAGAUAUGAACCUGGGGAAAAAAUCCGAGAAUAAAUAUUCUUCGUAUAUAAUUUUAUUUCUUUUUUUUUUGCAUUUUUAAUGUACGCUAUGCGAUAAGAGAUAUCAUUAAAUGUGUAUAACGAUAAUUGGAUAUUAAUAUUACU
Molecule: messenger RNA, 1185 nt
Organism: Rhizophagus irregularis DAOM 181602=DAOM 197198
Lineage: Eukaryota; Fungi; Glomeromycota; Glomeromycetes; Glomerales; Glomeraceae
Source: RefSeq, a predicted model, not a curated record